AAAAAAAAAUGCUGUAUGUCACCUGCCGUCAAAAAAAUGUCAACAACUCUUCUAUAAUUUAACGUAAUUAAUCCAAUAUGUACAUGAUAUUAUUAUAAAUGCUGUAGUUACCAUAAAUAUUAUGAAUGCUAUCCUUACCCUUUGUCAUUUCUGUGAAGCACACGGACCGCGAUCUUUAUUUUGCACGUUUACAACUGAUAAUGACGAACACAUUACGGAACCUUCCAAAGCAAGUGUUCAGUGUACAGGCUGUGCCUCGUUAGGUCCUGAAACUGUUUUAAAAUCUACAGACGACGAUGGCACCAUAUAUUGUAGCAGAGAAUCUGUACCCAGUGCCGACGUUACGUCAUUUCUGAGACAAGCUGCUAUUCGAAGUAUUACCUGUGAAGUAAACUGGAGCAAGGAUGGUGGCAUAGUAUAUUUUAGUGAAGCACAAGGUCAUGUGCUAAGCUUCACAUUCCAGCUGUGCGAUACACGAGCAAGAGGCCUCAAGCGAUGGUUCUCUAUACUGGUGCUUAUGAAAGACAAGAUGUUGCUCUUGAACAUUACUCCAAUGCUCUCUGAACACAUGAAAAACAUAGCUGCAGAGUUACAAAAAUUGGCUGUUGCAGUUUUUGAUGAGGAACAAAAAAUUUGCUCACAGAGGGCAUUGAGGUUAAGAACAGGGAGAAAUGAUUUUGGUCAGUCAAGGUCACUUGUUCAGUUGACAGGAAACAAAGAAAUAUUCAAACUGUUGCACUCACAUUUUUCAUGGAUACUAAAGGCAGGGGCACGUGUGUUUUCUGAAAAUCUAUAUACCAGUCAAGAUUUAUUAAAAAAGAUAAGUCCCAUUAUCCCAAUUCUGGAGUCAAACUCAAGUGUUAUUGAAAGUAAAGCAAAGUACAUCCCUAUGAGAGUUUUGGAGUCUAUGUUAUCAAAUAAUGUGUUCAGAGUAAUGUUAUUCUGUACAUUGACCGGAGUGAAUAUACAAAUGCAAACCAAUUUCAGGGAUCCAGAAGAAAUAUUAAUAAGUUUCAGGAGUUUACUACCAGAAUUUGAUUCAUCAGCCAAACAUAAAAAACCGAAUACAGACCCUUGUAUUAUAUCUGAAAUAGAACAUGGUAAUUUUAUUUCCAAAUGGAUGCAAACUUUACCUGUUAAUUGUCCAACGCUGAUGAAAAAAAUUGAAAUUGCAAUAAAAAAUGAACAUUUUAAUGAAGCAGUUCUUCGCCAACAUGUCUUAUCAUUGGUUUUACAAUGGCAAGGAAUAGCACAAGCUGUAAAAUCAACCAUGAAAUCAUCAGACAACAAAACAGAUUCUGUUAAAUUGAAACAAACACUCGGUGUAGCUCAGUAUGAUGAAACAUUACUUAAAUAUUGGAUGGAUGCAUUCUGUAAAUAAAAUGCCGAUGUGUAGUUAUUUAACUAAUAUUUUCUGAAAUAAUUAACUUAUUUUUGUAUUUAUUUUUAAGGUGUUAUACAAAGCUGAAUGUUCACUUAAUAAUAAAAAUGUUUACUAUUACCUAC
Bombyx mori (domestic silkworm) is the source of this 1506-nucleotide messenger RNA. RefSeq names its product folliculin (gene BHD). Gene Ontology annotation, molecular function: GTPase activator activity. Lineage: Eukaryota; Metazoa; Arthropoda; Insecta; Lepidoptera; Bombycidae. The record is from RefSeq and is a predicted model, not a curated record. Gene Ontology annotation, cellular component: cytosol. The transcript is spliced from 7 exons. Gene Ontology annotation, biological process: negative regulation of transcription by RNA polymerase II; positive regulation of transforming growth factor beta receptor signaling pathway; positive regulation of TORC1 signaling. Bases 122 to 1381 code for a protein of 419 amino acids.